AUGAGACAAGCUGGAAAUGAGGCCAAGUUCCCUCUUCCAUCUGUGACAUCACAUGAUGCUGGGACCUACCAGUGCCUCUACAGACAUUCAUCCUCUUGGUGGUCAGACCGCAGUGACCCCCUGGAGCUGGUGGUGACAGGCCUCUCUGCCCCGCCCUCCCUGGCAGCCCUGCCCAGCUCUGAGGUGGCCCCAGGACAGAACGUGACCCUGCAGUGCUGGUCAGAGCGAUGGUAUGACUGGUGUGUCCUGUGCAAGGAUGGAGAAGAGAUCAGCCGGGGCAGGACCCGGAGCCAUGGAAGGUGGUGUCAGAUUGACGUCUUCUUCCCUGCUGUGACUCCGACCCAGGAAGGCACUUACAGAUGCUUCGGCUUUAAUAGUUCUUCCCCCUCCCUGUGGUCCUCCCCCAGCGCCACCCUGCUGCUCCGGGUCUCAGGGACCUCUCCAAGCCCUGAGUCUGAGAACAAGCCCUCAGGUCUCUCCAUCCUCCAAGUGAGCAUCCUGGUGGGCAUCUCAGCCUUCCUCAUCCUGAUCUUCUUCCUCUCCCUCCUUUACUUUCAUCACUGUCGGUAUCAGCCCAGACUGGGGAAAGGGGACAGAGAGGCAGACAUCAAGACCACCAGGAGCUCAGAACAAGCAGGGAGCACCCUAGAGGAGACUGUGUGUGCUGAUGUGAAUGAUGUCAGACAGACAGAGGAGGCUGGACAAGAGGACACAUCCGCUCUCCAAAGAGAAGACCCUCAGGAAGUGACCUACGCCCAGCUGGACCACAAGAGGCUCAAGCGUGGGGCUGAGCCCCCUCCCCAGUCUGGCCCAGUGGAGCCCAGUGUCUAUGCUGCCCUUCGAUGGCGAGUAGUGACAUGUGCUGUCCAUGGUGAUCAUUCAAUACAUAUUUCCACGUUCAUUAUGUAGUGAAAGAAGACACAUAUUGGCAGCACAAGAGAAAACUGGCUGGUGGAAAUAAAGUGAAGAAUGGCAUGAGAGACGUGUUCAUGAUGAGUCUCUUGGAGCUGCCCUGGUUGUUAAUAAUGGUUGUCUUGUUGAUAAUGGUUCAAUUAUUCACUGUUGAUCAUCCACAUUAUUGCUGUUAUUGUAUUCAAUAGUCUCCUGGUUCUGCUCAACUCACUUUGCAUCACUCCAUCUAAAUCUUCCCAGGUUCUUUUGGGAUCAUCAGGUCCAUCAUUUCUAUUGGCAUGAUAGUUCUCCAUUACAACCACACACCACAGCUUGUUCAGCCAUUCCCCAAUUGAUGGACAACCCUUUAGCUCCCAGGUCUUUUCCACUGCAAAAGGAGCUGCUAUAAGUAUUUUUGAACAAGUUGGUCCUUUCCACCAUCUUUGAUUUCUUUGGGAUACUGUAAACCUUAAAAUUUCUUAGACUUAUAAAUGUUGGAAAUUUCACCAUUGGGAAAUUUCAUACUUGGAAAAUUUCUUACUGAUAGUCUAUUGGAAUGUGAACCCCAUUGGCAUGGGAGGUUCCUCCUCCUCCCUUCUUAAGAUUACUUUAGGACAGAAACCUUUUGCUGAACAAUGGAAAGGACUUUGACCUAUGCUUAA
Monodelphis domestica (gray short-tailed opossum) is the source of this 1553-nucleotide messenger RNA. The record is from RefSeq and is a predicted model, not a curated record. NCBI's taxonomy places the organism in Eukaryota, Metazoa, Chordata, Mammalia, Didelphimorphia, Didelphidae.